GAAUAAACUCCAUGGGCGAGGCAGUAAACGUUUAAAAGGACAAACGCGGAUCAAUAUCCGGCGUGACGCCUCUCUCAUUGCCUGUAAACCGGCCCCCUUUGGCAUGACUGCUGGCAGGUUCUCCCAGCGUCUUUCCCGUCGUGUCACAGUGGUGGAUUUAAGCGCGUUGUCUUCUGUCUCGUGGAAAUCAAACUAAUUCCAUAAUGUCGCUACCAUCUGUCGCCUCUUAUUGUUGCUGGAGAUAUUAUUUAUGACUGGUCCGCCCGUAAAUUUUAGGGCCUCUUUCACCCGCCGCAGAAUGACUUGAGCACUAAUGUCACCUCCCUCGUGAACUGUAAACACCCCCCUAAUGCGCGCAGGGCUUCUGUGUCGUCGCGCGCUGCCGUGGUUUUUCUUAAAUGCCUCUGCAAUGCAUUGCUCUGUAGGUGACACACAUCAUCUGAAUGCACGGAGGCAACCUGUGGUGAAACUUUCAAGUAACUCGUGUUGUUUGGUGCAUUUGGGGACAAGCGGUGCCCAAUGAAUGAGCGGCUGCUCUGACGAUGCUGCCGAGCGCUGCCGGUCGACACGCCCCCAGCAUGGAUACAACGAGCAGGAACAGGCGCUCAGGAGACACACGCACUAUGCUGGAGAUUGUUUGAAGCCGCGAUGGGAGUUAACGCGUCCAAGUUUCUAGAGUUCCUGUUAGCGGCGUCGUGGCACUAAACAAAGACUCUGGCUUUCUCUUUUCUCUCUCUCUCUCUCUCUUUCUGAGGGGGCUUGUCUGCAUAUUUGUCCGAGGCGUUUCUCGCACAGGAUGUUGAUGAUAUUGGAAAGCCGGGUAAGAUCAUAAAGUCAGUUCUCUCUGAUGAGAACGACCUCCUCCUCUUCAACACCACUACACAAAGGGAACCACGGAACGAGUACUUUUUAUUUUUUUUUCUGUCUCUCUCUCCACACGCCAUCCUUUUUCAUUUUUUGAAUGUCAUUAAGAAACAGGGGAGGCUGUUUCAAAGACAAAAUGGAUCACUUUGCUGCAGAGUGCCUUGUUUCAAUGUCCAGUCGUGCAAUUGUUCACGCUCCUAAAGGGAAUAGGGAGAUUAAACCAGAAAUCCCGUCCUCCUCCAAGAACGGAGAGGAAAUUAAAGAGCCCCUGGUGAAGGAUAACUCCUCUCUUUUUGUGGUGGCGCGGAUCCUGGCGGAUUUUAACCAGCAGACUCCCAACAGUGUUGCCGAGCAGGCAAAAUUAAAGGAUGAGAGCACGCCGAACCUCACAGAUGAUGGAAACUCUGCCACACCUACCACCAUCUCCGAUCCUGCGCUCAAACAAAGAGGCAAAAGAUCGAGAGGUCGAACUGAGCAAGAAUCACCUCAGAAAAAGCACAAAUGCCACUAUUCAGGUUGUGAAAAAGUUUAUGGCAAAUCAUCCCACCUCAAAGCCCACCUAAGGACACAUACAGGAGAGCGGCCUUUCCCAUGCACCUGGCCCGACUGCAGUAAGAAGUUCGCCCGCUCCGAUGAGCUGGCCCGCCACUACCGCACCCACACGGGGGAAAAGAAGUUUGGCUGCCCCCUUUGCGACAAGCGCUUCAUGCGCAGCGAUCACCUGAUGAAGCACGCCCGCCGCCACUCAGAUUUCCAGCCAGGCAUGCUGAAGAGGCCCCACGGAGGCAGCAACACACGUCCCAGCUCCCUCAGCGACUACAGCCGCUCAGAUGCCUCCAGCCCCACCCUCAGCCCCACCCUCAGUCCAGCCAACUCGCCUUAAACUGAAACCCGGUCGCACUUUUCUGCCUCCAGACUGCGAGGCCUGUGUUUUCAUCAUAACACUUUUGUUGCACAGUCGUCAGCAACCCACCACCCCUACCCUCCCCUCGCCCUCCCCCUUUUGCUAUUCCUGCGCUUGCUGUGGUGUACCAUACUGUACAUAACUGCUUAUUGUAGUGCAAUUACUCGUGUGAUCCUAAAAGAAGGUAAUGCCUUUCCCAGAUGGCAAUAUCUACAUUCUGUACCACAUGUCUGUAUUUUUUUUUUUUUUUAAUCUUCUGAUCGUGGCUAGUUGUUCGAUGUAUGUUCAAAGUCAGCUAAACGAGAAGAAAAAAAACAGACGGGCACACCCUGACAAGUCUUAUCAAAGUGUUUUUUUUUUUUUGGUUUUGUUUUUGUUUCUUACUUCUUUGAACGGGUUAGGAGAAGGGGUACUCACACACACACACCUCAGGAUUGAAGACAGUUGCUAUUUCUGUAAUACCACAGUACUGACUAGUACUCACAUUGACUGCACAAAAUACUCAUCACUUUACUCUGAAAUUCAACAGGGGUUGAAUUUUACGCCCUGCUCAGGGAUGGCCUUGUUAGCUUGAAAGAAUGAACACAGGAGAAGAGAAACAUACAGUACAUAUAUAGCAGCCUUACACUCAACACAGUUUGCACUCUUUGGUUUUAUUUUUUGUUGUUUUUUUUUUUUGUUCGCUUUCACAUUUUAGGACAACCAGCCCUACAGCCGUACAAAAAAAAAAAGUCCUGUUCUCCCGUAGGAUCAGGGAAUUCAUACUAAUAUAUUUACUGUGUAUAUUAAGAAAACAAUCAGCGAAACUCCCAGCUCUGAAAACAACAUUCAUCUGUUCAUUUACUGCAAUGUUAAUAUUCAUUCAUUGACAUUACACUGGGUUAAAUAUGUGCUGCAUUAAAUCUUUGUGUGCAGUCUAAACUGUGUGAAUCUGCACUGUGGGAGGAUCAGGAUUAUUAUAUUGGGUCAAACAGGUUUUUUUUUUUGCUUUUUUUUUAUAAACCUAAAGCUGGAGAAACUUUAAACCGAGACAGUAAAGUUUCAAAGCAGCUGUUCACGCUUAAAGAAAUGCUGCCUCGUCAGCUUGUAUUUCCCACAACACGGACACAAAGGGACGUAAGUUGAACCAAGGUUUAGCCACCUCUCGCAUAGCACAUAGGAAAAAUGACCAAAGACAAGAGUGAAUGAAAGCUUUCUAUUCGGCCCUGUAAGCAGCCCUUCACCGAGCCCUGGGGCUGGUGGUUGGCAGUAUCGCAGGUAGAGCCAGACGCCGGCUCACUUCCCUCCUCUUGGCUCUGCCUUUUGUGGCUUCCCUGGAGGAAACAGCUGCACCCAAAAGAAGCUAUUCACAGCCUGCAGGAGUAGCGCGAACAUGCCAUUCCCCAGGGAGUUCUUCCUCAUCUGGCUCUACCUGUCCUGUCAGAGAGCGGCGAAACUCCGUGUCUGGCAAAAUUGCGUAAGAUGCCUAACUUUGUGUGUGUGUGUGUGUGUGUGCGCGUGUAGGAGGAGGCGGGGGGGUCAAAUGUAGGCCAGCGUGCUAGAGCUGGGUCGGGCUGGGGGUUGUACAGCACAGAGUGAACAAAGCAGCUAUCUACAAUGAGCAGGCAAGAGAAGGCAGGUCCCGAUAAAAGAGGAGAGGUUUAUCAUGAGCCGAGCAGCACAAAGGAGGAGACACCCAGUCGCAGACGCCCCCAUUUCCUCCUCCCUCCCCAGCUCCCUCCUCCUUCCAACUGUAGAAACAGCGAGCAGUAAAAUGGCUAUAAUUAGUGGCUUGAUCUAAACUGUAGGAUAAGAGUCAAAGAACAACAGUUGUAUGCGGUCAGCUCUAGCAGCGUGGGGGCGACGUACACCCAACUCCAUCCGAAGCACAGGCACAAAUCCUCUGGGGAGAGCUAGAUUUUGCAACGCCAGCGAAUCCAAAUUCACGUCGACGAUCCUGACCUCUCAAACAGCUGCUUUCAAACUUCUUUCUCGCAAAAGACGGGUGGGUGGGUGGGUGGGUUUUUGGGGGUCUUUUAAACCGUUGUAAAAACAUCCACAGCCAAAAUCAACAUAUCAACAAAGCGCAGUGCUCACCAGCCUCAGUCGUCCUGCCUAUGAAGCUCAGAUGUCCCGUGAGAAAGCUGACUUGUGUUUCUAGACAGACAUGCCUCAAUAAGUCGGGCAAAAGGCACAGUAAACCUUCCAUGGAAACGGGCACCGCUAUCAAAACUGCAGCAGCCCUGCUGGUCUGUGUUAUUAUGCCUACAUUUUCUUUCAAUGCUUUCAGCGCCACAGCUGGAAUACAGUGUCACCCACGUCCCAGCUCGGCCAUGUCAUCGCAAAUCGCAAGCGUUAGCCUCAUCCACUCUUGCCCUGCAGUCCCGCGCUUGACACUAUGUGCAUGUUAACUUCGCCCUGAAAGGCGUAAAUCGUUUUUGAGGCGGCCCGGCAGGUGUAAGUCCAUGAAUGGCAGGCCUUGUGCCCCCCGUUCUCCGCAGCCACCAUCUCUCUUUAAAGUUGUGAUGAAUCAGCUCUGUCACAUUCUCCAGAAAGAAACCAUCCCUUAUUUCGCUCGAAUGCAGUAGUUUCCUCAGAAGACCACAUGUUAAAAAAAAAAAAAAAAACGAAAAAGAAAAAAAAUAGUUUCAGUAAUUGUGCAAGAUGACACUUUGAAUGCCACUGAUCAGCAGCUCUCGGUUACUGAAGAACUGAGUUUUACAUUCACCAUUUCUAAGUAAAAAAAUAAUAAUUCUUCAAAAUGCUGUUGAACAGCUUUUAUUUUCUACCCAUGACUUUUUUUGUUACCGUCAAAGUUUUGACGAAAAAAGGAAAAAGGAAAAAAGUAAAAAAAAAUCUGAGUAGCUCACCCUCAAGCAGGUUUCAUGAAUCAGUUCCUAAUCCAUAAUCUGCACAUUUUCCUCAGGGUCGUCAUCUGCCAAGCAGAUAUGGGACAUUUUGUGGAUUUUAUUUUGUAUCCUCCCCCCCCACCCCCGCGCGGUGUUCCUGGGUGCUAAGUGUUCACUGCUGGUCAGUGUCCUCCAACACUGGAAACACAGGAAUGCCUCUGUACAGGCCCAAGUCCUGCCUGUUACGUCUUCAUAGCAACCUACAGUUGAGCACUCUGGAGCUGGUUUUAAUGUAAUGCCCCUUUAAAAAAAAAAAAAACAACAACAAAAAACUGCACUUACAGAAGGCAACAGGAAGCUCCUACAACCUGAAAACAAAGCGACUGUGGUUGUGCAAACAGCCCAGUCCGUCCAUCCAUCCAUCCAGACUGCACCAGUGACAAACUGUAGGCGCCCACAGGCAGGCAGAGUGUCUCAAAAACUUUUAUUCUCACUGUACCAAAUGUACUUGAAUAAUCCAACACAAAAGGCCAUUGAACACACUUUUGUACAUGUCCAUUUUUACUGUACUUGCUUUUGUUGUCAAAAAAAAUCGCGAACCUCUCUGACAAAAGGUGUAUAGUCUACUCUUGUUCAUUUUCUUUUUCUUCUUCUAGACGUUUCAUUGUCUUCAGGUCAUUUCAGCAACUCUUCUGAACUUAUCUCAUUACAAAGGUUGUUUUCUUUGAGCGCCGCUUUUUUUUUCAUUUCUUUUUAUUAAAAGCAGCAUUUUAGCUCCAUUAACGGGCUUUCACACCUUUAAUCAGGAACACUUAAUACUCUGUUGAUGUCAGGAUGCAGGUUUUUCCAGUUAGCCUGUCAUCCAAAAAGUGAGAAAAUGAAAGUUUUGGGGGGUUGUUUAGGGCGAUGAUAAGUAAGGAAACUUCCUGACCUCUAUGUAUGUCAACUUCACGUUGAGUUUCUUUGUUAUUUAGAUUCAUUUUAAAACUUUUCCAUAAGAAUAGAGACCACAGCAUUGUGAGUUAGCAAUGUAGUCAUACUUUUUUUUUUAAUUAUUGCUUUGAUUUUGUCUCAUAUGAAAUGUCUAAGGUUGUAUAUUUUUCAAAAAUCAUACCUCUUGAAAUAUUGUACUUUUGUCGUACCUUCAUAUCUUUUCAAAGCAUCCAUCAUGUAGCUUACGUUCGCUUGAUGAGCAGCACAAACAUUUGGGCGGUUUUAUUUGUCCGUACUUGAAUGAAGAUGUAAAGGAAAGAGAGACUUUUUUUUUCUGUAAAAAAAAAAAACUUAAACACUGGGCUACGUUUUAUAAUAAUCAUCCCAUAUUUCCAUGUAGAUUUGAAUCCUAAUCUUUCCAGGAAAUAGAAAACCUUUAUUUUGAAUUGUUUUAGGUUGUUCUGAGACAUUAACACGCAUUUCCUACAUUAACUUGGUCUCAAAGUGUAUACGUGAGGGAACUUUUCAAACUUUCAAACUGUAAUCCAAGUAAGAUUACACGUUUCCUGUCAGACGAAAAAAAAAAAAUGGAAAUGCAAGAUACUAACAGUGUACCAGUUAAUAUUUUCCUCUAAUUGUAUAAAAAAAAUCUCUAUAUAUGAAAGUGAAUUCAUUGUUGCCUAGUAUGUGAACACCUAACACUUUAAUUUAAUUUUAAACUCAUUAAUAUCUCACUGGUCAGAAAGUCUCAAUAGAAGUCUUCAUCGCUGAUCUCAAGCAUGACCGAUGCAAUUGUGUGCCAAACUGGUAACUUCAUAAAGAGGAUACAGAUGUUAAGGGUUUUAAAAAAUAGAAAGCCCCAGCUACUAUCAGACAUUAAACAAAUGUGUACAGUUUUAUAAAGUGUGACAUGUCUUGUUAUCUUAUGUUCUGUAUAGGAUUUAAUGAAGCAACUCUGCAUACUCGAUAUGCAAGCGCUCUUAAGUUAAACGUUUCUUUUCUGCUUUACGAUUGUGUAGCUUUGUUUUCGUUUGGUUCUUAUUUAAUUUUUAUUUUGCUGUUCAGUACUCAAGCAGUGUAUAAUGGCUUAUUGCAGGUAUAUAUAUAUAUAUUUUUUUGACAUAAACAGUCUUAAUGAUAAUAGACGCCCAAUCAUUCCAAAGGACUGAAAUUUGCAUUUGCUAUAAAUGUGCUGCUUAAAUCGACCCAGUGCGUUUCUGUAGGUUAUGAAUAUGAGUCUGUCUCGACUGUGAGCUUUUACACGUUGUGAGUUGUGCACAAGGUACGUUUCUCAUUGUCCCCGGUUCUUUACGCUCUUUGUGUGACCCCGUCUGAAUGAGCGCCUACGAUGUGUAAAAAACAAAACAAAAAAAAAAGUUAAGGAUGUACAGAGCAUGUCUUCCCUCGUCACGAAAGGCCCGAGGCUUUUUAAGGAAAGGGGUCGUUUUUAAGAGGCAGCCAUAAAAGUAUAGAGUCUUGAUUGUUGUAACCAAAGGCUUUGAAGGGAAAAAAAGAUGAAUGUUGCGGUAAUUUUGAACCCCGGUGGGUUCAGUCUUACAUGCUGUAAGCGUUGAUCGAUGGAUGUUGUGCUUGAUAUGGACCUUUUUUCUACAUUUCAAGUGAGCGAGCUUAUUAUUUUUUUACUUUCAAAACGACACAAAACAAAACUUGAAUGGACGACACCCAUUUAACAGCAGCAAAAGACAAAGAGAGGAGAGGAAAGUGCGAGCGUGGUAUCCCUCCGUGUCCUCUUGCCUGAGCGGACAUGGCGUGAUAUUUGCUUCUCACCGUAGAAACGUUUCUUUUGCUUUGUCUUUUAAUCUUGCAUUGGAUAUUUUUGCCCUCGGAAGAUUAAUGUGUUCCAGGUCAUGCAGUAAACAAUACAAUGCUGUCAGUGACCUAAGAAAGAGAGAGAGCCUCUUAGCAGCCUUUUUGGUUCUGCUUCCUGUACAUGUUUGUCCUCAGCGUACCUCCUCGGUGUAAUGUCGCUCUCUUGAUACCUCUGUGUGUUGCUCCUCUGCCCCCUCACCAUCAGUUGCCUGUUGUAGUGACUCCAUGGUGCUGCUUCCCCUCUAAGCACCACUUAUAAUCUAUUCUGUAAAUAACUCUCGACUCAGCUACGGCCAGUACAUACUCCUAUGACCUCAGUCUAACCUUCAGGUGUCAUUUUGUUUUCGUUUCCUCCUUCAGCAAACCAAAAUCACUACAUUUGAGUAUUACAGUUGUACAGUUCCUCGGAUUCUACACACAGUCAAUGUGCUGGUCUUAGCUGCUCUGCUGUACCUUUUUAUGGCAUUAUUUUUUACAUGUUAGACGAUAUAUUGUGACCAUGUCCUAUGCAAAUAUGAAAAAUAACAGAUUGUUGGAUAAUGUAUGUUGUCAUAACUUGUAUGCAUGAAAUAGUGAAGUUUACAUUUGGAAAUAAAUUCAUAAAAUAAGCAGCCACAA
This is a messenger RNA of Mugil cephalus (flathead mullet), 7977 nucleotides long. It is a transcript of the gene klf13, whose product is annotated as Kruppel-like factor 13. Gene Ontology annotation, biological process: regulation of transcription by RNA polymerase II. The transcript is spliced from 2 exons. The record is from RefSeq and is a predicted model, not a curated record. Gene Ontology annotation, molecular function: DNA-binding transcription factor activity, RNA polymerase II-specific; RNA polymerase II cis-regulatory region sequence-specific DNA binding. The coding region runs from base 962 to 1747 and encodes 261 amino acids. Lineage: Eukaryota; Metazoa; Chordata; Actinopteri; Mugiliformes; Mugilidae.